AUUGAAUUGGGAAUGCCUGUGUCCUGCCUUUAUAAGCCCCCAUAGUGCCUGCUGGAACUCAUCCUUCCCGCUGGUUUUGGAGAUCCAACAUGGCAGUAAUGGCAAAGCUUGUGGUGCUGGUUCUCAUCGCUACUUUCAGUAAUGUCUUCGGUCUUCCAAAGAGGGAUGUCACAAAAGGUGCCAUAAAGGUUGAUGUUUCCACAACACCAAAUCCUACCAACCAGACCCAAACUGAAGCUCAGGGUGGUGCAAGUGAAGAUGUUGGAGCAGGCACUCCAGCACCUGACCUCCACAAUCAGACCACUACUGCACAACCUGAUCUUACUGAUGGUGCCAGUGAAGAUGACAUGGUGACUGUAACUGUGACCCCAAGUCCCCAAAACCAGACAACAGCUGCUGCCCAAACUGGAGAUGCGGAUGGGGCAAGUGAAGAUGAUGUGGUAACUGCAACCCCAAAUCACCAAAACCAGACAACGUCAUCCGCCACAGCUACUCCAGCAACUGAGGCCCCAGGUGAACCAAGUGAAGAUGCUGAGGGUGGCGCCAAGGGUGGUGCUAAGGGUGGCGCUAAGACACCGAAUGCCCAAAACCAGACGACUUCAGCCCCCACCGUAACUGAUGGUCCGAGUGAGGAUGCUGUGUUAACCACCGUACUGAAUCAGCAAAACGGGACUACCUCUGCCCAAGAAGAAACCACCAUCACUGAGUCCCCAGGUGAACCAAGUGAAGAUGCUGAGGGUGGCGCUAAGGGUGGCGCUAAGGGUGGCGCUAAGACACAGAAUGCCCAAAACCAGACGACUUCAGCCCCCACCGUAACUGAUGGUCCGAGUGAGGAUGCUGUGUUAACCACCGUACUGAAUCAGCAAAACGGGACUACCUCUGCCCAAGAUGAAACCACCAUCACUGAGUCCCCAGGUGAACCAAGUGAAGAUGCCAAGGCUGGAGGCAAGGCUGGAGGCAAGCCUGGAGCUAGGGCUGGAGGCAGGGCUGGAGGCAGGGCUGGAGGCAAGGCUGGAGCCGGGGCUGAAUCGGCAACCGUACUGAAUCAGCAAAACGGAACUACCUCUGCCCAAGAUGAAACCACCAUCACUGAGUCCCCAGGUGAACCAAGUGAAGAGCCGAGGCCGGAAGCCAGGGCUGGAGCCGAGGCCGGAAGCCAGGGCCGGAGCCGGGGCCGAGGCCGAGGCCGGGGCCGAGGCCGGAAGCCGCCCUCCCAAGAUGGUCCGAGUGAGGAUGCUGUGUUAACCACCGUACUGAAUCAGCAAAACGGGACUACCUCUGCCCAAGAAGAAACCACCAUCACUGACUCCCAUGAUGCCUCCUGAAGUGACCGCUCAGAAUGCUGACGCUAAAAGGAACUCCUUGUUCUCUGCACUUGAGCUUUCCAUCCUGAAUUCAAUAAAGGGCAGAUUUUCUUAUCUAA
Messenger RNA from Sardina pilchardus (European sardine), 1423 nucleotides. RefSeq lists its product as uncharacterized. The transcript is spliced from 13 exons. The record is from RefSeq and is a predicted model, not a curated record. The coding region runs from base 90 to 1325 and encodes 411 amino acids. Lineage: Eukaryota; Metazoa; Chordata; Actinopteri; Clupeiformes; Clupeidae.